GGCUUCGCCUCACUCUUUUGGAUCCCGCAGCUAUUGUCGCUGGUAAAAGAGAUCGUUCUACAGCUCUCGCUGCUCUUGAAGUGAUCCAAGGUUUCGGAUCUCUCUACUCCCCGCGGUCAAAGCUCUCGGCGACUCUCGCUACACUUACGACUCGCAACACACUCGAAGGCUAAAUCGUCAAAUCUCAAAGCUAAAUACCAGGGGCGGAACCCUCAAGGGCCGAGGAGGGCAGCGCACAAGGGGGAAGCGAGAAGAAACGGGAGCGGCAGCGUAGGAGCUACAUCUCUUGAUCGGACAUAGGGAGGGUACCAGUAUUUCUAUUUUGGGUGUUGGAAUCAUGGAUUUCGCUCCACCAAAGGAUUUUCUUGAUAAACCAGAUUUGAGGCCAUCAUUCCGCAAGCCUUCAAAUGAUUCUGCUAAUAGGAAGUAUCGUCACCAUUCACCUGUUGAUGGAUCAGAUUCUUCUUCAUCAGGAGGCAGCCCUAAGCAUGAACUGCAUACCAGUCCGGGGAAUUCCUUGGCAGAUAGGAGUAAAGUAUCUGAUGACAGGGCCAGGACGUAUCAUGGAAAGGAACCAGAGAGGGAUCCUGGUCAUAGUCGUUCUAGCAGAGGGAGUGAUUCUUACAGAUAUUCUGAUAGGCAGGCUCAUCGAAGUUCUCGUGACUACCAGCACAGUGAUGAUGGUGGAUACCACAGACAUGCUGAUGAUGAAGACAGAGCUUCUGCUCGGUAUUCUAAGUAUGGCAGAAGUGGUCGUCCUGAUUGUGCAAAUCAUAAUGACAGUUCUGAGAGGCCUAAAGAAACUAAUCGAAAUACGGAUAGAAAUGUGGAAAGAUACCACUCUAAAGAUAAAUAUGAUAAUGCUGUACAUAGAAGUAGAGGCAAGGAUAGAGAAGUGAAUGAUCCUGAUGAUAAGUAUAAUGAGAAAGGAUCUUCCAGAGCUGCCUCUGGGAGCAGGCAAAUGACUUCAAGAAGAGAUAACAAAAGGGUUGAUGAGCCUGAACGACUUAGAGAAAGGGAUGAUAGAGAUGACAGAAGAAUUCGCCACCGUAGUCCAAGUGAUUACAGAAAAGAAUAUGCAUCCACUCCUGAAGACACUAGAGGACAUGCCAAGGAUUCCUUUGUAGGAAGGGAAAGUGUCAGCUAUCGAGUGAAAGAAAGUCAGCGAAAGGAAAUUGAUGAGCAGGAUUCUCAGGUACAGAAAAGGCGAUACAAUAAUAAGGAUUCGAAAAAGUACGAAGAUAAAUGCUCUCUAGAUCCUGAUGAAAAUAGGAAGAAGGAGAGUGAUAGUUUUUCUAGGGAGGAGAGAAGUGAUUGUUAUGUUGAUAAGAACUCCAAUGCAACUGAGGAUCAAAGUUCUUCAUCAAAAAGGUUGAAGUUAGGGCAAUCAGAUAAGUUUCCACUUAGUACGGCUGAAGGAAAACCAUCAUCAAGUGCAAAGCAAGUUAAUGACGCAAAUGAGAAAUUCACUCUUGGACCAUCUGGCUCGGCCAAUAAUCAUGCUGAAGCUGCUCAGGAUCUUAAUGCCGCCAAAGUUGCUGCUAUGAAAGCUGCUGAGUUAG
This is a messenger RNA of Dendrobium catenatum, 1562 nucleotides long. RefSeq names its product filaggrin. NCBI's taxonomy places the organism in Eukaryota, Viridiplantae, Streptophyta, Magnoliopsida, Asparagales, Orchidaceae. The record is from RefSeq and is a predicted model, not a curated record.